Messenger RNA from Nerophis lumbriciformis (worm pipefish), 1366 nucleotides. Lineage: Eukaryota; Metazoa; Chordata; Actinopteri; Syngnathiformes; Syngnathidae. The record is from RefSeq and is a predicted model, not a curated record.
UAUGACAUCAAGUAUCGCAAGGCUGACCUGCACGGCAACGCCGAUGCCCUGUCCAGGUUGCCUCUUCCUAUCACCAGGCCUGAGCCGCGGGCAGCAGAAAUCUUUUACUUCAGUCACUGUGGAAUAGUUCGAAUGAAGGAGAUAGCAAGGAGUUACUUCUGGUGGCCAGGAGUGGACAGAGAGAUAGAGACUACCGCCAAAACCUGUUCCUCAUGCCAAGAAGUUAGGAAGGCACCCCAACUAGCUCCUCUACAUCCCUGGGAGUUUCCCGAAGAACCAUGGCAACGGGUGCACAUUGAUUUUGCAGGACCUGUAGAGGGUUGUAUGCUCCUUGUGUGUGUGGACGCCCACAGUAAGUGGCCGGAAGUGGCCAUAAUGAAAACCACUACCACUGCAAAGACUAUUGAGAGGCUGGGGGAGAUUUUCAGCCGGUUCGGUUCUCCUCUUCAGUUGGUCUCAGAUAACGGGCCACAACUGGUGUCACAAGAAAUGACUACCUUCCUUGAAGCAAAUGGCGUACAACACAUUCGAUCUGCACCAUUUCACCCUGCGACCAACGGUCUUGCUUAAAGGUUUGUGCAGACCAUGAAGAAAGCUUUGAAAACAUCUCAAGAGCAGGGAUCAUUUCACCAGAGAUUGCAUAGAUUCCUGUUGAGCUAUAGGAAUACUCCCCAUGCCACUACUAAAGUUUCCCCCGCUUGUCUUAUGUUCAAAAGAAACCUUCGAACAAACUUUGACUUUCUGAAGCCAACAACGUUGAAGGAUAUUGUUCAGCAUCAACAAGAGAAACAGAUUAAACAAAGAAUGCAGAAGGCUAAAGAAAGAGUCUUCUCUUCGGAUGAGCCAGUGUUAGCAAGGAACUACAGUACUGGCCCCCGAUGGGUCCCUGCAACCAUAGUCAAGCGAUCUGGUCCUGUCUCUUACACCGUUAGUACUGCUGCUGGACUGGUAUGGAAAAGACACGUCGAUCAACUUCUUCAAGCAACAGCAUCGACCCCCAACCAGCCGUCGGUGGAUACUCCGAACGAGUCCGAGUUCAGCGCACCCCAUCUCUUGCUGCCACCACCCCAAAGAACAAUGGAAUAUACUGGUGAGACUUCUGCUUCCGACUCUUCACUACGAGAUCCUGUGAUGGAUGUUCCAACACGCACGGCUGUUCCAGAGUCACCCAGCGGAGACCGUAAGACUGAACAUUCUGUUGAGCCCCGUUAUCCGGUAAGAGAACGUCGUCCUCCAGAACGCCUGAACUUAUAGACUCUAUGUUUAGAGACCAACCCAAACCAACUGGGGCAGAAUAAUCCCCAUGGGUGUGGUCACGGGGUGAGGCCGUUUAACCUCACCUCAGAGUUAUGUUGGGUAACUGUUA